AUGGCCGAAAAAUCCUAUUUUCAACACGUGGAAACGUAUGACGAGGAAGAUUUGGCUACUGCACCCCAAAAUCCACCAAACAUGGGAACACUCUCCAAACAAUUUCAGCCGAAAAAAUUGAAAGACGGAAAUAAAUUGUGGAAAAAGGGUGCGGAAGCGGAAGCGGAACAAGAAUCCUAUGUUUACACGCCGUUUCGAGCGGCGACGUUGGGAAAAUCGAGCAGUUUGACGCCGAAACCGACACGUGGGUUUUUUGGUGUUCUAGGCUGAAAUUUUGCGCUGAAAAUUGUGAAAAGCUUGAUUUUCAGUGGUUUCCAGCAAUUCCAGCGUUUUCAGCGCAAAAUUUGAGCCUAGAAAGUCUUAUAAAGGUACUGUAGAUAAUUGUGCCAAAAGUUCCAAAAAAAUGGAUCAACCGGGUUAAUGUGAAAAAAACCUUGUUCUAGACUGAAAUUUUGCGCUGAAAAUUGUGAAAACCUUGAUUUCCAGUGAUUUUGAGCAAUUCCAGCUUUUUCAGCGCAAAAUUUGGGUCUAGAAAAUUUUUUUUUCAAAAAAUUGUUUCUUUCUCUCAGAAAACCCCAAAUCCAAUUAAUUUCCUAAUUAAUUACAGGUAAUUAAUCAAUUUUCUCCCAAUUUUCUUCUUUUUUUUGCAGGUGACACAGUUCACAGCGGUACACUUCGACCACCAAAAUCGGCCAAUCCAUUUGUUUACGGUGGGUUUUUUGAAGCUACAGUAAUUUACAGCUGAAAAUCUUGAUUUUCUGAUGAUUUUAAGCCAAAAUUCGUGAAAAUCUGAAAAUUUUGAGCUAAAAAUCAUGGCAUUGCUCAUAUUAAACCCGCCAAUUCCAGACCCACCAUCCGCACCCACAACUCCUCGAAUUCCGCGCGUCGCCCGUCCGGAAUCCGCAGCCGGAACGAUGAGUCGCGAGCAAAAGUUGACGUGGGGCCGCGCGGCCCAAAAUCAGGCCGGCCCACAACAUUUCCGCUCGAAUUCGGCGAUGAGUCGAGCCAGGCCCAAUGAAUUUUCGGCUAUGGCCAUGAAUCGUAGGUUUUCUGGGGGAAUUCUGGGCUUUCAGGCCAAUUCUAGGCUUCUAGACCAUUUUUCAGGCUUCUAGGCUUUUUCCGGGCUUCUAGACCAUUUUUUAGGCUUCUAGACCAUCUUCUAGGCUUCUAGACCAUAAUUUAGGCUUCUAGACAACAAUUUAGGCUUCCAGGCCAUUUUCUAGGCUUCCAGACCAUUUUCCAGGCUUCUAGGCCAUUUUCUAGGCUUCCAGACCAUUUUCCAGGCUUCUAGACCAUUUUUUAGGCUUCUAGACCAUUUUCUAGGCAUCUAGACUAUUUUUGGACCAUUUUUUAGGCUACUAGAUCAUUUUUAGGUUUUUUCCAGGCUUCCAGACCAUUUUUGGGCCUUUUCUAGACUUCAGGCUUUCCAGUAGAAUCUAGGGAUUGCUCAUGUUAAAGAAUUCUGAAUUACUAUAACUCUUUAGCUGAAAAGAUUGCUCAUAUUAAAUUUCUAGCUGUUUUUUCAUCGAAAAACUAGGGAUUACUCAUGUUAUAGAAAAAUCUCGAGCUCAAAUUUCACAAAAUCCACGUGUCAAAAAUAGGGAUUGCUCAUAUUAGAGCUCUUUUUUUGAAAAAUUGCUCAUAUUAAACGAAACCCCAGCUUAUUUGGUGUCUUUCGAACCCAAAUUCCAAAUUGCUUUUCAAAAUCUCAAAAUCCACGUGUCAAAAUCAAUAUUGCUCAUAUUAUAGCCUAUUUUUCAGAACCUCCAAUCCUCGCCCACCCAUCAACACCACAACGCUAUCCCUCAUUCCAAACGCUGCCACGUGGCGAGCCGAUCGACUCAAUGAUGAUGUGUCCAUCACCAUUCUACGGACCACCGCCACCACCUACAGUACUCCUCAGCUCAUCUCGUCCGCCGUCAGCUGUCCCAUCGCUGGGACACCCGGGCGCCUCGAAUCUACAAGGCUACGGUGUCCCAAUUGUUGUCCCGGCGGUGCCGGUGACGUCACCAACUACAGUACUACUCAAUCAAAAAGCUAUCAACACCCAGUUGGCUCAGCAAACGCAACAUUUGAAUUGGAAUCGGAUUAGUAUCGUUUGUUGUUUACAGGUACGGUAGGGCUGGGGUACUGUAGAGUUUAGGAUGAGCAAUGCUACCAAAUUCAUAUGAAAAUUGGGUUAAUAUGAGCAAUGCUUAGGGGUACUGUAGAAAAUUAGAGAGUUUAAGAUGAGCAAUGCUCUGAAAAAAAUUGGAGAAUUUUAGAAGGUUAAUAUGAGCAAUGUUUUCAAAAAAAUUCUUUAACAUGAGCAAUCUCCAAAAUUUUGUCUAGAAUGUUAAUAUGAGCAAUAUCCUUGAAAACUCCAAGUGAAUUUUUUAACCUGAGCAAUCCCUCAUUUAAGAAUAACAUGAGCAAUAUCAUUCCUGAUGAAUUUUUUAACCUGAGCAAUCUUCUGAAAAAUAUUCAUUUUAGGAACUAGAUUAACAUGAGCAAUGCUAAAAAUUCUUCAAAAACACUUGAAUUCAAAGAAGCUUCUAAGAAGUUUAACAUGAGCAAUCCCAAAAAAUCCUCUAACAUGAGCAAUCUUCAGGUGCUCUUCUGUCUCUCGAUCUUCGGCAUCGGAGUUGCUCGUAUCAUGUUCGGAGCCCUUUGGGCCAUCGGAAUCGAGAUCAUCUUCGCCACGUGUUCGCUGUUCCCCGCAUUGAUCGGCAUCUUUGCGGUGCGACGCGGAAGCUAUUCCGCGGCGCUCUUCUGCUUUGCGGCUAACGCUUUCGAGAUGGUUUUUGCCGUCUUUCCGUUUGUUAUUGGUGGGUUUUUGGGGGGCUCCGCCCAUUUUUCUGUGCGGGGAAAUUGCAAAAUUUUUGAAUUUUGGAGGGAAUUUGGUUUCGAAAGACACCCCAGAAGCCUAGGGUUUCGAGAAAAAUUUGAAUUUCGCGCCAAAAAUCCACGUGGCAAAGUUUUAGCGGGAAAUUCAAAAUUUUAGCAAAACCCUAAGCUUGUGGGGUGUCUUUCGAACCCAAAUUUCGUGAAAAAUUUGAAUUUCGCGCGAAAACUUUGCCACGUGGAUUUUUUAGCGCGAAAUUCAAAUUUUUCAUGAAAUUAGGGUUCGAAAGACACCGCACAAGCUUAGGGUUUCGAGAAAAAUUUGAAUUUCGCGCGGAAAAUUCGCCACGUGGAAUUUAAAUUUUCAAAAAAUAUAAUUUCCAAAUUCCAGGCAUCUUCCCAAUUUUCCCAAUAAUCUUUCCACGCGUCGAAAAAUCGUGGUUCUUGGCGGAAAAUGAGCCGAUCCAUUUCGACCUCAUUUUGAGCUUCCUGGUUGCCGUACAGGUUUUUCUGGCGCUCUUUUUGUCGAUUAUGGGAUGCCGUGCUGGUGGAAGUGUUAUGACAAAUUUGGACGAGUUGAAGUUGGCGGCGAAUAUGAGAAAGGCUUUUGAAGAAGAUCGAGAUGAACUGCCUUUUAAGCAUUAA
Molecule: messenger RNA, 3468 nt
Organism: Caenorhabditis angaria
Lineage: Eukaryota; Metazoa; Nematoda; Chromadorea; Rhabditida; Rhabditidae
Source: the annotation of a GenBank genome assembly